Messenger RNA from Scleropages formosus (Asian bonytongue), 718 nucleotides. RefSeq names its product crystallin, gamma N2 (gene crygn2). Gene Ontology annotation, molecular function: structural constituent of eye lens. Gene Ontology annotation, biological process: visual perception; lens development in camera-type eye. Bases 167 to 718 code for a protein of 183 amino acids. The record is from RefSeq and is a predicted model, not a curated record. The transcript is spliced from 4 exons. NCBI's taxonomy places the organism in Eukaryota, Metazoa, Chordata, Actinopteri, Osteoglossiformes, Osteoglossidae.
GCGGAUGAGGCAGAAAGACCUAAGCUGGCCUUUGUGGGGCCUUUGUGGGCGGAAGCUGGGGAGGUGGCCCCGCCCACACCUCGCCGUAUAUAUUGGGGUGUCCAAUUUUUCAGGCUGUCACACUUUCUCACUUGUGGGUUAGUCUGAACAGCAUCCGGUGGAAAAAAUGUCGCAGUACUCGGGAAAGAUAGUCUUCUACGAGGGAAGAUGCUUCACAGGGAAGUGUCUCGAGGUGUAUGGCGAUUGUGACAAUUUCCAGGACCGUGGGUUCAUGAACCGCGUCAACUCCAUCCGCGUGGAGAGCGGUGCCUGGAUUUGCUACGACCACCCCGACUUCCGGGGCCAGCAGUACAUCCUGGAACGUGGCGAAUACCCAGAGUUCCAGCGCUGGAAUGCCCACAAUGACCACAUGGGCUCUUGCAGGACCAUCCGCAUGCAUGGAGAGCGCUACAGAAUUGAGCUCUUUGAGGGCACCAACUUCUCUGGCCAGUGUGUGGAGUUCUGUGACGACUGCCCCUUCCUGCAGGGCCGCUGCUUCACCAGCAACUGCAUCAGCUCCAUCAGGGUCUACGGUGACGGAGCCUGGGUGCUUUAUGAAGAGCCCAACUACCGUGGACGUAUGUACAUUGUGGAGAGGGGAAACUACUGCAAUUUCAGCGAAUGGCACGCCCAGAAUCCCAACAUUCAGUCUAUUCGGCGUGUGGUCAACUACUUUUAA